AUGCACAAACUCAAGCGCGUCUUCGAGAAUUUCUUGGACAGCAUCCGUUAUGGCCGGUCAAAGGUCAACUUAUCCUCCGGCUCCACCUCACCCACCCUAGUCCCCACCGAUUUCGAGGAUCCUACCACGGCGCGUUCAACUUCCAUGUCAUGCAAGAAAAAGCUACGUCACACGCUGCGUAAGGCGCUCCGCACGCUCGGCCUGAAGCCGCCAAAGCACAAGCAUACAGCCUCGCGGCAGCCAACGCCCGAAACGCACCAGCCCAAGGACAAGUUUGGGGCUGUGGGCAAGAUCCGCGACGAGGAAGUGGUUGAGCUGGCUCUCGACGUUGCAUCCAAGGGCUCGCAAAUUCCCAAGAGCAUCCUCGCUGACGGGUCGCACGUCAGGGUGGUGAAGAGAGCGCAUGGCUUCAACAAUCUCGUCUUCAUUGUACAAUACUCGGAGAGCCUGAAGGUGUGCGUGCGUGUGCCGGCGUGCGCAUGGAAAGGCGCAUGGACGGAGCAGGACGCCGUGACGCUGCGCACCUCUGCCCUUAGCAUGCGCUACAUCAAGCGCCACACCAGCUGUCCCAUCCCGGAGGUCAUCACUUACGACACCACCUUCGACAACGCCAUUCACGCGCCGCACAUGAUUCUGCUGCACGUUGAAGGCCGCGCGGUAGAGGAGCUUUGGUUCGACGAAGACGGCCCCAUCCCGCUUGAGGAGAAACGCCAGAACAUUUUACGCUCGUUAGCCCAGGCAACGGCACAGCUACGCUCACUGACCUUCGACCAAAUGGGAGCUCUCCAGUUCACCACUGAUGAUGACGACAGCCCAACCAUCGGCCCGUCCAGCCUCAUGAGCUACGGGGCCAGCCGCACGCCCAGCUUUCUCGAGUUCGUCAAAGAAGCCGUGUCCCAUCCGGCGCGCCGCUCUGACAUGUUCCUCCGGGCCCGGCUUGAAGAGUGGAAGCAGAUGGUGUUCAAAGGCCGGCUGGGACAGACGGAGAGGAACGAGGUGUUGGGCACCUACCGGCUCUUCUCCAUGCUUCUAGAUGAGUUUCCGUUCCCCGUGGCCGGCGAGCCCGAGAAAUUCAUACUCGCGCCUCCGGACUUCGACAUCCAGAACAUCUUCGCCGACGAGCACGGAAACGUCACGGCCAUCAUCGACUGGGAUCGGGUCGACAGCCGGCCCCGCUACAUGGGAUGGUGCAGCCCGCCAUACUUCUUGACCAUGGACUGGGACAGCGAGCGCAACUACGCCUGGCCGCACGUGCAGGCGUGUGAGAUGCCACCGGUGGAUUACGACAGGUUUCGCGCCGACUAUGCCCGCUACAUGAGCGAGGCCUGCGGCGGAGAGGGAGAUUGCAAGUACACUGCCAAGGCCCAUCUCUUUGACCGCAUCGUCGAGGCUCUCGGCCGGACCGCCGUGAUGGACGGGCUGCUCGAGAAGAUCGUGGCCCAUGUUCUCCCGCGCGUCCAUGCUGGAAUGGUGAGGCAGUGCGUCGGAGCGGGGGCUCUCGCGCCGGAGAGCGAGGAAAUCAUCAGGGCAGGUCUGCGUCGGCUGCUUGAGUGUUAG
This is a messenger RNA of Lasiodiplodia theobromae, 1557 nucleotides long. Its product is annotated as Serine threonine protein kinase. The record is from RefSeq and is a predicted model, not a curated record. The transcript has a single exon. Lineage: Eukaryota; Fungi; Ascomycota; Dothideomycetes; Botryosphaeriales; Botryosphaeriaceae. Bases 1 to 1557 code for a protein of 518 amino acids.